GGAGGAAGAUGACGAAACACAUGGUGUGUGUGUGGGUGUGUAAGAACAGGAGGAACUCUCUUCAUGCCACCAUUUCAUACCUAUCAGAGCAGGCUCCAGGCUGACAGGUGGACACCUGAGUUUUCCUUUUUUGGUUUGCCAGGCUUUGAUGUUCUAACUUUUUUUUAAGAGGACUUCCCAUUGCAGCUUUGGUCACUUCUGAUCUAAUCUAGGCUGCUACUGGUAGCUGAACCCAGACUGGAUAAUUUUGUUACUGAUAUCUAAGGAGGCGACAGGUUGUGGCAUCAUGGCAGACUUCCCCUCCAAGGUUACCACAGAGACCAGCACUCCCAACUACCAGAACACCCAUCAGGGGGGUAACAGGCUCAGCGGGAUGACAGCCAGGGUCACAACUAAGAUGGAUGUUUCAUUUGUGAGGAGCAUCCAAGGCAUACUGAUGAUUACUGAAAUAGUGGUGGGCCUGUUCCCCUGGGCACUGAUCGCCAGCACCCCAUAUAUGCCUCAUGCAGCAUACGGCUGGGUGAUGUUCGUGGAAGUCACUCUGUGGCUUCUCACCAUCAUCCUCUUCUUCGUCCUCCUGUUCAGUGUCCCACAGAGACUGACAGUCGUUCCCUGGGCUUUAACCGUGAUGAUGUACACAGGUGUGGCCACGCUCCUCUACCUCACGGCCUUCAUCACCAACGCAGCCACUGCGAAUGUCUUUAAAGGCUCCUACUUCUUUGGACACAUUGGAGCUGCUGCUUUCUUCGGGGCAGCGCUGACCCUGCUGUACGGUGCCAGUGCUUACCUGGCUUAUCUGGACUGGAGGGGCGAUGGAGGAAACGCAGCCACCAGCACGGUGCCCACCUAGGACCCUGGGAACUCAGAAACUGCUCCUGAAACAUCUGACUGGAGCUCAUGGCAGAUCACCAGCGCCGGGUUUUAACACCAUCAAUAUAAAGAGGCCCCGGGGCCCAGUAAUCAUCCCAGGCAGAGCAAUGGCUAACAUGAUUUUUACAAAAUUCUUAAUUUUGCUUUGAAAAACAAGGAAAUAGUUGGAGGUAAAGCUUAAAUGUAAAGAGCUGACCUGAUGGCAGACAGGUACUCUCCCAGCAGCACCCACACAUUUUGAACUGACAGACUUAAGCACAACGGACCUGCAGCAGUCAUAUCCAUCCCAUUUAAAUCAGAUGUUUCUACAGAUUUCCCCAGUUUAAGUAUUAUUUUUCUCAUCUUUCCUUCAUUAUUUCAACCAUUUGACCACAGAACACAUCAAACCAGUUCGGUUUGUCCUCAGUGUAUCCCACAGAUCAUGAAAAAAGAUGGUGCUUAAGUGUCUUCUGAAUCGGUUGAAUGGUAAACCAUUAUUUCACAGUUUGUUUCACAUGGACUGAGUCAACUAGUUCUAUGACAAACUCCGGACCGGGUCACCCUACAGUAAAUAGCUUAAAAGCUUUAUUCUAUUUAGCCUCUGCGACUGACAUCUGACCCAGAAGCGGUUUAACAAACACAGCUGCAAUUCAAAGUCUUGAUUCCCAAAGACAGCUAUUAUUUAGAGAAAUAUGUUUCAGGGUUCUCAAAUACCCUAUUGAAUCAUAUGAACGAACUCUGUGGAAACAUAUGAUUUCUGUGAAUUGUAGAAACCUUAUGUAAGAACUCUGUGGAAUGUAGAAAAAACAUGUGGAACCUAGUAACCCUGGUGGAAGUAGAAACUGCCUGUAAGAACACUGUAGGAACCCUAAUGAACGUAUGAACCAUGUGCAGGAACCCUUUUGAAUGAAGGAACCGUGUGCAUGAACGCUGUUGACUGUAGGAACCGUGUGAAGGAACGCUGUUGACUGUAGGAACCGUGUGAAGGAACGCUGUUGACUGUAGGAAUCGUGUGAAGGAACGCUGUUGACUGUAGGAACCGUGUGAAGGAAUGCUGUUGAACUUAGGAACCAUGUGGACUGAAAAGGUGAGACCCAGCUAAUCCGCGCUGAUGUGUUCCCAUCUUUUAAUCCUUAUAACCAGACCUCAUGUAAUUGCGGAGGUUCUUGAUCACCCUGGUUGAUGAGGAGAUCAUAUUGAAGACUUUGAGAUGAAACAAAACAGUUUUGGAUAAACCCAGCAAAAGGGAAGGAAUGUCAGAGAGCAGCUUUUUAUGUAGGAAGUAAAUCUAACGUUUGAAAACACUAUGUUUCUGAAAUCAGCAGAAACAAAAUGUUUCAUAUAUCCUCAUUAUGUUCAUGCUGCUUCUGUCCCUAGUUUAAUAUCCAAAUUAUCAGAGAAAAAUGUUUACUUUAUGUUUACAGGGAAUGCCCGUCCCCGACCCCAUCAUAGGAGAAAGCUUGCAGCAACAUCUGUGUGGUUUUAUGCCGAACUUCUUCUGUGCUGUAAUGAGAUUUUGUAAAGACUGGUUGAUAAACAGGAUGUUUGUGGUUAUCGUUGAAACAUGAGUUUAAAAUAAAAGAACUAAAUGCUCUUAGUUUAAAAACAGAUCACUUUUAAUGCUUGUGACAUCUAUUCACCCAUCAGGAUAAUCUCUUCAUCGACCAAUUAGAAUUAAAAACUAUUUAUUAUGUAAAACAUGUGAGUCAGAGGAUGAUAUCAAAUGGAAGGUCAUGACUCUCAGACAGACUAAGUUUAUGAAAUAUUAUAGCUACACACAGACCUUCUAAGUCCAUUUACAACAAGAGCUAUGAUGAUUCACACAGGAGAUGUAUCCAGAAGAUCUCUGGACCUUUCAGCUUCAAAAUGCAGCCAGAGUCACUUCAGCAGGGUCGGUUGGAGUCUGCAGGAUUCAGGCACGUCACCACCAGACUCUGACUCGAAUCCACGCCUCUGCCCUCUUUUGUCUGAAAUUACAUGAAAGCAGACAGAGUAGUUCAUAUGCAGAGCGUCCAUCUUUAAUGACUUUUAGAGCAGAUUUGGGGAAACAAGAAUGACGGCGCCAGACACAAGUAUGUAACAUCUGAUAACCGAUUUUCUUUAAAGGUGUAGAACAGCAGCAAUACUUUUACAUCGGUUACACCACAGUAUGUAAGCAUAUCAUUACUAAGGUAAAAACAAGCCCAGAGAAGCUCUUUGCAUGUUCUCCCUCCUUCAGUCUACUCACAGCUCUGUACUCUAAAAACAUCUCCUUGAAGCCCAGGAAGUCUGUGAAUGUCAACAACAUGUCCAACACAUCAUUUGGGACUUCUUCUUUGUGCUGCCUGCAAAUAAAAGCAAAAAAAAACC
This is a messenger RNA of Cyprinodon tularosa, 3198 nucleotides long. Its product is annotated as plasmolipin. Gene Ontology annotation, cellular component: membrane. Gene Ontology annotation, biological process: myelination. Bases 287 to 850 code for a protein of 187 amino acids. The record is from RefSeq and is a predicted model, not a curated record. NCBI's taxonomy places the organism in Eukaryota, Metazoa, Chordata, Actinopteri, Cyprinodontiformes, Cyprinodontidae. The transcript has 4 exons. Gene Ontology annotation, molecular function: structural constituent of myelin sheath.